AGCCGUUUCUGAAAUCUGGAUGUGCAGAUUGGACCGGCACCAGUGUCGGAGGGACCGGAGAGACUUCGAUCUUGACAUGGCACUUCUUUGAGCCAUCGGGUCUACCAAUGGACGGUGAUGAAGGUGCGGGAGGCAAGGGCGACGAUGGGGCUUUGAACGCCAAGAAUGCCCAGAGCGGCGACGUGGGCGGCUUCGGCGCGUCGGAGGCGGAGACGACGCGCGAGGAGACCGAGACGAAGUCUGAGGAUGAGGACAACGCGCCGGACGCACCCCGACGGCCUUCGUUGGUGAUGAUUACACCUGUGGCCCAGACCUUUCAGCUGAUUGGAGAUGCUAUUGGUUCAAUGCACGACGUGGGUGAAGGCAUGAUGACGGGCGUCACCGGCCGGAUGGAACAGAUUUCCGAGGUAGCGGAAGGUUUGGGCACCAAGAUGAUGGCUGGAAUUGACAAAAUGAAAUCGGACGUCUCCGGGCAAACCUUUUUGCAUGCACAGACAGAUCACGAAAGCUUCAAGCAGUUCCUGACCCAGGUGAUGAAGGCGAACGUCGACUCCGACGAGGGCUCCGGCGCGGAGAUGCUUCGAACGUCCAUGGCCAGCAAGAAGUCCAAGAGGAGGACCACCUUCGCAUCAGCUUUAUCAGGGCGUUUGAGGAGCAAGAUCAAGAUCAAGCUUUGCUCCAGGACUCGCAAGAGGUGCAUUUGGAUUUGUGGCCAAGUGGUCUCCACCUGGUUCUUCGCCUUGAUAUCCUGGUCCUUCUUACUGCUUCACUCCAUCGGGCUUCUCCUGGUGGCAGACCAGACGACGGCCACUCCAGACGUUUGGCUCGGACUCGCUUGGGGCUAUUUUGUCUUCUGCGUUUUGGAGCUAUUCAUGCGAAGUGUGGCGCACAAAGGCAACAUUUGGCGGAAUCGAUGGUUUAUUUUUGACCUUUUGCUCUUGCACUUCGCCGUGCUGGAAGCCUUACUUCCUCUCUUGGUCCCGCACGGUGUGGGUCAAGGGCAGUUCAUCGUGCUGUCGCUCCGGUGGCUUCAUUGCGUGCGCUGCCUGCGCCUGGUGCCGCGCGAAAGUCGCGCGACCAUGGCAGCCUUUGGGGCGUUGCCCUUGGGCGUGGUGAUGCUCGUCAUCGGUAUUUGGGCCUUCAUCGCAGUCAUUUGGUUCCUCGUCCUGGACAGCGGCAUCGUGGAACCGCCUGGAUUGCCUGAGGACACGCCAGGCGGGCAAGGAGGGCCGCGACGAGGGCUGCAAGGAGGGCCGCCACCGGAACCGGUGGUGAUAGAGAUCCCACAGUACGACAGCUACGGCUCGUCCCUUCUCAGCCAGCUCUAUUUGGCGUGCGAUGGGAUGAACUGGCACAACAUCAUUGACCAGAUAUCAGGGCAUUUCUGGAGCACUGAGGCUACGAGGAUCUCUUUCGUCAUGGUGCUGAUCUUGGUCGGCUUGGUCACCACCAAUGCCAUGAUCGUGCUGGUUUAUGAGCUGGCACGCCAAGCGAUCGCCCACUACGAGCUGCAGAACCAGGCCGCAGUGGUGCGAAAGCAGCUCAUUGGGUUACAUCAUUUGGAACAGAAGUUUUGGGAAGUUUCCAGCGAUGCUGAUGAAGGAGAUGAGCUCUCCGUGAUCGACCGCUCUUUGCUGGAGAAGGUCCUGCCGCACUGCCAGGAGGAGCUGGCGGAGCAACAUGUCACUGCUGAGGAAGUGCUGCAGCUCUUCGACCACUUGGAGGAGACAAACAACCGAACGGUGAUGUUUUACGACCUCCUCUUCGGCAUCCUGCUCCUGACUAGCCCUGCUGGCUUGGCCGACUUCCUGCGGGUGGACCAUUUGCAAAAGCAGUGCAUCCAGAUCACGGAUGCUGGGAAUGCUGAGCUGCGGAAUCUCUUGAGAAGUGGCAAAGAGGCCCUUAAGACCAUUGAGGAGAGCAUUCUGAACCUUCGAGACCAGCUUUCCAAGUUGCGUGUCCAUGCGCAGAAAGCUUCGCAAGAAGUGCGUGUCAUCAUGACCGACGUGGAGAAACAGUUCGAGGACUGUGCGGCAAGCGUGGACUUCAUUGCCACGCUCCGACGGAUGCAGCUUCAGAAGGCGCAUCAGAAGGCGCGUCAGGAUCUCCAAUCAAGGCUUGAGCAAGCGAAGGCAGCUGCUUUGAAGCUAGACUCUGAGCUGCAAACGAAGGUGUUGGAACCUACAGGAGGAUUGGUCUUGCAGUGGCAAAUGAUCGUUGGCGCCAGCAUCAGGCAGUGUCAAAAUCGCUCAGCAGCUACAGCCUAUGACAGCCUGACGCGAGAAACGAUGGCCUGCAGGAUGACUUCGACCGCUUGGGCCAUGCCUUUGGCUACCCCUCUUUGCGGGAGAAAAGCAGUUGGGAGAAGAUCCAGGUGAUCGACACACUGUUGAGUGCCAAGGAGCUCCGGUCCAAGUCCAUUCCAGAGCACGAACGGCAAUUUCAACUGGCUGCAGCGCUGCUGCGCACGGAAGUGAAGGAGCGCUUCCAGAAGAAGUUGUACAAAUACCUUGCAGGUGAAGUGGAAGAUGAGGUAAGUGUCACCACAUUGUGAACUCCCUCCCACACUGGCCGCACUGCGUUUUCCCAC
Messenger RNA from Durusdinium trenchii, 2590 nucleotides. NCBI's taxonomy places the organism in Eukaryota, Dinophyceae, Suessiales, Symbiodiniaceae. The record is from the annotation of a GenBank genome assembly.